Acanthisitta chloris (rifleman) is the source of this 859-nucleotide messenger RNA. Its product is annotated as mothers against decapentaplegic homolog 4-like. The record is from RefSeq and is a predicted model, not a curated record. Gene Ontology annotation, biological process: cell differentiation; anatomical structure morphogenesis; regulation of transcription by RNA polymerase II. Lineage: Eukaryota; Metazoa; Chordata; Aves; Passeriformes; Acanthisittidae. Gene Ontology annotation, cellular component: heteromeric SMAD protein complex. Gene Ontology annotation, molecular function: I-SMAD binding; RNA polymerase II cis-regulatory region sequence-specific DNA binding; DNA-binding transcription factor activity, RNA polymerase II-specific.
AUGGACAAUAUGUCUAUUACUAACACACCAACAAGUAAUGAUGCUUGUCUGAGCAUUGUUCACAGCUUGAUGUGCCAUCGACAAGGUGGAGAGAGUGAAACUUUUGCAAAACGUGCAAUUGAAAGUUUAGUUAAAAAGCUAAAGGAGAAAAAAGAUGAAUUGGAUUCUUUAAUUACAGCUAUAACCACAAAUGGAGCUCAUCCUAGCAAGUGUGUUACAAUACAGAGAACGCUGGAUGGGAGGCUUCAGGUGGCUGGUCGCAAGGGAUUCCCUCACGUGAUUUACGCUCGUCUUUGGAGGUGGCCUGAUCUUCAUAAAAAUGAACUCAAGCAUGUUAAAUAUUGUCAGUAUGCUUUUGACUUAAAAUGUGACAGUGUCUGCGUAAAUCCUUAUCAUUAUGAACGUGUAGUAUCGCCUGGCAUUGAUCUCUCGGGACUGACACUGCAGACUUCUGCUCCAUCAAGCAUGUUGGUGAAAGACGAAUAUGUUCAUGACUACGAGGGGCAGCCAUCAUUGUCUUCUGCUGAAGGCCAUUCGGUCCAAACCAUCCAGCAUCCACCAAGUAACAGGGCAUCUACAGAGCCUUAUAGCACCCCAGCCAUGUUAGCUCCUACCGAGGCUAGCACUACCAGCACUACUAAUUUUCCCAACAUUCCUGUGGCUUCAACAAGUCAACCUACCAGUAUAUUGACAGGACAGGUAACUCAACAGAAUGGGUUUACAGCUCAGCCAUCUACUUACCAUCACAAUAGUACUACAACUUGGACUGGAGGCCGGAAAGCAGCCUACACACCUACCAUACCUCACCACCAAAAUGGCCAUCUUCAACAUCAUCCACCUAUGCAUCCUGGGCAUUACU